AUGAACUUUCAGCCAUCGCAUUUUGCAUUCGUUCGUCCUCUGUCCUCCCUCCAGUCGCCUGUCCGCUCCCCUCCCGUCAACUUCGCGCCUCUCUCUCCUUUUCCCCUGUCGCCCUCUCUUUCUCCCCUCCCUCCCGUCGCCCUCGCUCUCCCCCCUCCCCUCCCGUCGCCCUCUCUUUCUCUCGCCUUCACGCUCUCCCUCCCGUCGCCUUCGCGCUCUCCCUCCCGUCGCCUGUCCGCCCUCCCUCCCGUCGCCUUCGCGCUCUCCCUCCCGUCGCCUGUCCGCUCUCCCUCCCGUCGCCUGUCCGCUCUCCCUCCCGUCGCCUUCGCGCUCUCCCUCCCGUCGCCUGUCCGCUCUCCCUCCCGUCGCCUUCGCGCUCUCCCUCCCGUCACCUUCAGACUCUCCCUCCCGUCGCCUGUCCGCUCACGGUCCCGUCGCCUGUCCGCUCUCCCUCCCGUCGCCUGUCCGCUCUCCCUCCCGACGCCUGUCCGCCCUCCCUCCCGUCGCCUUCUCGCUCUCCCUCCCGUUGCCUGUCCGCUCUCCCUCCCGUCGCCUGUCCGCUCUCCCUCCCGUCGCCUGUCCGCUCUCCCUCCCGUCGCCUUUGUGCUCUCCCUCCCGUCGCCUUCGCACUCUCCCUCCCGUCGCCUGUCCGUUCACGGUCCCGUCGCCUGUCCGCUCUCCCUCCCGUCGCCUGUCCGCUCUCCCUCCCGUCGCCUGUCCGCUCUCGCUCCCGUCACCUUCGCGCUCUCCCUCCCGUCGCCUUCGCGCUCUCCCUCUCGUCGCCUUCGCGCUCUCCCUCCCGUCGCCUUUCUCCUUCCCCAGUUCAUCUCCUAUCGCUCACGUCCUCCCCUCCCAUCGGCAUCGCGCUCAAGUUCCUCCCUCCCGUCGCCAUCGUGCUCACGUGCACCUGUCUUCGCAUCGCCUUCGCGCUCACGGCCUCCCCUCCGAUCACGUCUCGCGCCAUAA
Molecule: messenger RNA, 966 nt
Organism: Closterium sp. Naga37s-1
Lineage: Eukaryota; Viridiplantae; Streptophyta; Zygnematophyceae; Desmidiales; Closteriaceae
Source: the annotation of a GenBank genome assembly